GCGACUUUGGGCGGGAGCGUUCGAAUGCGGCGGCGGCGUUGCCAUGGGGACGCGGCCUAGCGCCCGGCGCGGAGCCUGCGUGGAGUGAGGGCCCGGGCGGGCCGCGCGGUCGCGGAGAAAGAUGGUCUUUGAUUGUUCCAGACUCAGACACAGGUACUAAUCAGCCACCUGUUCCAGGGAGUACUACAGAUAUACUGUUGCCUGAAAUGGAGGCUCGUAGUAUCAGAAAAUGUGCAGCACUUUACCAUAAGCGGGGUUUAAACGGAAGAUGUCAUCCUGUCUGUAUGAGUGCCUUUGUGAGGCAGAGCUUGAAAAAUAUUAUCCACACUUUGCUGCCCUCGGCCUUCAGAAGAUAGAUGAACUAGCCAAGGUUUCCAUGAAAGAUUAUGCCAAACUGGGGGUCCAUAACAUGAAUGACCGCAAGCGUCUCUUUCAACUCAUAAGAAUCAUACAAAUUAUGCAGGAAGAGGAGGAAACGGCAGACACAGCCAAGGAAGAUUUUCAAACAAGUGGCCUCCUCCAGCCUCAGGUGACCAGAUCAGGUCCUCGCAGACAGCUGCGUUUUGAGUCCCUCUUUGAAAAAAAGGAUGGAACAGUUAAAGACUGUGAAACUGGAUCAUACGGUUUAUCUGAUUUUUCUGCCAGUGAAGACGGUUUAGUGGAGAUGUUGGGACAUGUUCCACGAGCUGACUUGGGUUACAAUAAAGCAGCCAGAAGAGAAACCCUGACUGCUUCUGGGGCAUGCACAGAACAUGACAUGGACUAUCCUACAAUGUAUUCAUCAAAUAAUAUUGCCCCUCUGCUGGGGAGUUCUGAAGCCCCCAUCAUACAAAGAGUAACUCAUAUUUCAGGGUAUAAUUACGGACUACCUCAUUCUUGCAUCAGAUCAAAUACCUCGGAGAAAGAGACACCGUGGACAGAGACUGACAAAAUUCGCGUGUGUGUCCGGAAGCGUCCGUUGGGCCCGAGAGAGGAGCGGCGCGGGGAAGUCAACAUCAUCACGGUGAAAGAUAAAGAAACCCUACUUCUUCACGAGAAGAAGGAGGCGGUGGAUCUUACUCAGUAUAUUUUGCAACAUGUUUUUUAUUUUGAUGAAGUCUUUGGGGAAGCAUGUACCAAUCAGGAUGUGUAUAUGAAGACUGCUCAUCCCCUCAUUCAGCAUGUUUUUAACGGAGGCAACGCCACCUGCUUUGCAUAUGGGCAGACUGGUGCUGGCAAGACUUACACUAUGAUCGGCACUCACCAGAACCCUGGACUCUAUGCGCUGGCUGCUAAAGACAUCUUUAGACAACUGGAGGCAUCCCAGCCAAGGAGAGAUCUCCUUGUGUGGAUCAGUUUUUAUGAGAUCUACUGUGGACAGCUUUAUGACCUGCUAAAUGGAAGGAAAAGACUCUUUGCAAGAGAAGAUAGCAAGCAUGUGGUGCAAAUAGUCGGAUUGCGUGAGGUUCAAGUGGAUACUGUGGGUCUCCUUUUAGAGGUGAUUUUGAAGGGUGGGAAGGAGCGCAGUACUGGAGCUACUGGUGUCAACUCAGAUUCUUCCCGUUCACACGCUAUCAUCCAGAUUCAAGUUAAAGAUGCAGCUAAGAGAACAUUUGGGAGGAUCUCGUUCAUUGACUUGGCCGGCAGCGAGAGGGCAGCUGAUGCCAGAGACUCAGACCGACAGACAAAAAUGGAAGGAGCAGAAAUAAACCAAAGUCUUUUAGCUUUGAAGGAGUGCAUUCGGGCUCUGGAUCAGGAACACGCACAUACUCCUUUCAGGCAAAGCAAAUUGACUCAGGUACUGAAGGAUUCUUUCAUUGGGAACUCCAAGACGUGUAUGAUAGCCAGCGUGUCACCUAGCCACAUAGCAACAGAACAUACCUUGAACACACUGCGGUAUGCUGACAGGGUAAAGGAGCUGAAGAAGGGAAUGAAGUGUUGUACCCCUGUCACAAGCAGACGUCGGACGGCCGGAAAUCCGUCUCCCAAGCGCAUCCAGAACUCGCCAUCGGUGCAGGGUGGGGAGAAGAGCUCGCCAAAGAAGGUGAAGCUGGGACUCCAGCAUCCUCUGACUUCUGUGAGGACAAAGGCGUGUGCUUCUGUGUUCCAUGCAGCUGGCGUCCCUUUCUCCCCUACCCCCAAAGGAGCCAACAAAAGUCAUACCCACAAAGCAAACGCCAGCUCACCAUGGCUCCAUCACCCCAGUCCAGUGAAAGGAAUGCUCCCCACAGGACAUCUCAUGAAGAAAAAGAUGGAUCUGACACCGCUGUCGGAAAAGAACCAUUUUGUGAAGGAUUUUGUGGUCAAAACAGCUGGAACCCCAGAAGCAAAAGAAAGGAGCCAAGGAGAUACCGGCAUGCAAGAUAAACAGCCAGUCAGAUGCCUGAAAGUGCAGACAGUGCAACCUGUCCAGAAGCAACUCAUUUCCAGAGAGGACUUUUCUCUUGGAGACAUAAAUCAUCCAUCAGACAGCAGUCAGAGCCCUGGAAAUACAUUCCUUAAGCAGUGCCUUGAAACCUGGACAGACCUUUCUCCGUACCAGAAAGGAAGGGAAGAACAUUUGCGUCUUUACCACCAGCAGUUUCAGCAGCCACCGAUUCUCCAGCAGAAGCUGAACUAUCAACCGCUAGAAAGAUUUUUAGCUCAAUACAAACCCCAGGAAAUUAGGGUUAAGCCAGAGCAGAGCCUGACACCCAGAGAUGCACAGUGCAAAGAUGGGAUGCAGCUGGAAGAGCUGGACGACAGUGAUUUUAGUGAGGACUCUUUUUCCCCAGUGUGUACCCAAGAGACAGCGAAAAACCCCAGCGACUGCAGGCAGCUUUCAUUUUUCCUUCAUCAGCGAGAACAAGGAGUGGAGGAAGAGCAGAAAGUCUGCAGGAAGCCUGGCUUAUUCUUCAACCAUGCAACACGUAUGGAAGAGCAUGAACUAGAUGACAGCUGGGAUUACAGCAAAGGCUCCUCAUUUCCAAAGACAAAGGAGUCGAUUAAAGACGCAGAAAAGAGGACGCAGUCUGACUGGAGCAUAGAGGGUGACGUGACUAUUGAUUCUUCUCUGAGUGACCAGACUGCAGAAAAGCCUUAUUGCUUGCAUGAAGAUCUUGUCUGGAGCUGGAAAGACAACACAGACUUGUCAGCUGAUCACGGCCAGUACAGCUCCAAACAGAAAUCUCAGGUUUCUCCUGGUGAAAGCUCCUUAUUCCCAGAUAAGGACACACAGUGUCCAUGUGUGCCCUACCUAUUGGACUCGGGGCCUGUAGGAUGCAAAGAGAUUGAUCUUCACCCUGCACAAAGGGAAGACUCCAUCAAAGGCAGACUGGCUCCUGUUGGAGGAAACGUAGAAGGGAAGAAUCUGAUAAAUGCAGCUUCUAAUACGUCGUCAGAAUUCACGUCUGAGCUGAUGGCCCCUCUGACCUUGUCUCUCCUUGACGAUGAGGAGGCAGCUGAUCCAGAGAACCACCUUCCUGCCCAGGAAGGGGCCAUCCAUGUGAAACAGAUGCUGGAGACGAAAAUCUGCAGCCCCAGAAAGAAAUUGGAGGGAGAGGCCAGAGCAUUUCUUAGAGAUGAAACCUCUCCAGUAGGCAGCGUGCCUGAUCUGGGGGAACAAAUGUACCACCAUGAAAUGAAAUGCGCUGAGCAUCGUACCCUGCACACGGAGAACAUGUGGCUUUCACAGGCCUGUCCUGAGCCACAGCCUUGCUGCGGCUUGGAAGAUUCAGCCCUGCUGAAUGCCUGUCACGGGUCUGUUAACGCUUUAUUUCCUGGAGAUGCAGACUUGACAGAAGACUCUGGAUCUGGAGCCAGAGACCCCUGCGAAGAGAAGGAGGGUUUAUUCUUUCUUAGUCAUCUCAAGUGUGGCGAAUACGUGAAUAGCAGACACUAUGAGGCUGAUACUGAAGAUGCACCCAGCAGCCUGUUGAACUGCCCAGGAAAACCCACCCUGGGUAAAGCAACAGGGGUUAGCCCCAUGUCUCAGAUUGUGUGUGUGGACACACCUGCAAAGGGCUGUUUUGCAAGCCCCCCACCCAUUCCUAAUGAAGAGAGUGGGGAGGGCACAGUCUAUUCCCCUCCUCAAGAAACCAGCCCGCUCCAGCCCAGCUCAGAAUUCAGGCCGAAGGACUUCAGCCGUGCUGAAGACAUGUUCAAGUUGUCAUUCAGUGGCGAGGAGUUGGGGCUGCUUCAGAAUAAACUGGUGCAAAGUCUUUUUCCACAAAGCAGCUUUGAUGCUGCAGAAGUUACCAAAGAGAUUAAAUCCUUAGCAAAUCCAAACAGUCCCCCGAGCACCUCCAUCCUCAGAGACCCGACCGAUACCUCAGAAACAUCAGACCUGCCCAUGGAAGUCCUGGGAGAAGCACAGCAGGCUGUGAUCCGAGCCCAUCGAGAGCAGCUGGAUGAAAUGGCGGCCCUGCGUCUGCAGGAAGAGUGCUUGCUCAGGCAGGUGGCAGCAGCAGAUUUUGAAAACUUUGUGAGCAACCUGGAUGAAAUCCUGAUUCUGAAAUCCAAGUGCAUCCAAAGCACGCGAGCCCAGCUUCAGCUCUACUUGGCCUGUCCCAGGGCCAACUCCACGCUGCAGAGAGCUACGUCAUCUUAGCCCGCCUGCGGCUGCAUCCAUGCCAAGCUUUCAGCAGCUGUGGAAGCAAGCAGCUGUGGUUUCACCUGGGGGUGUCAGGUAUCCUGCAGCAAACAGGGGGGCUGGGUUGGAGGUUGCUGUUUUGUUUAGUGUGUAUUUGUAAUGUGCACGGAGAGAUUUGUAGGUAAAUGAACGGUCUGAGGACCUGACGGAAGCCCAGAACGUUGUGUUUCUACAUGGUGUCUUUGUAAGGUGAGACCACGUGCUUCAGAGCAAUAACUCGGCAGCCUUGUAGCACGCAGCGCAGCAACAGGGUUCACGGAGAACGGGAUUCACACCAGUCAUUAAAGGCACUUCUGUGCUGCCAGAAAAUAACACAGCAAGAAAAAGUGCUUUGAAAGCCUACAAGUCAGUGAAAAGAAAGAAUCAAAAGCUUUCCAAGAAAACAGCAUUGUCCAAGAAGGCGAGGAAAUGGGAGGGAACAGCUGCUUGGAAUAAAUAAGCAGGCAAAUUUUUAAUAAAAAUUGAGACAAGAUGAGAUUGGUUUGCAUCCUUACUGCUUCUGGAGAGAGCUCAGUACUAACGCCCCUAAGGGCAUUGCCAAGACAGACAAGUGAUGGGUCAGCAGGUGGAGGUACAAGAGGACACGCACCAGAAGUUCUCUGGACAAUCGCGUUGCUUUUCUGUCCGUGCCAGCUGCUCUAGAGGGUCUUCACUGACCAGCACACAGGGUGUCGAUCUGUACCCUGCUGCAGCUCACUCUGCCGUGCCCCGUUGAGGUCAAACCUAGAUGUCCAGAAUUGAUCAGAUACAGCUGUGGGAAGCCUCCGAUUCCUGAGAAUUGGCUUUGGACGCCUGUUAGCACCCUUGGUCCCCAGCGCAGGCAGCAGGACCUAGAACAGCCAAGCUAUCAACCACACCCCUGCAAAUUCACUAUGGAUGGGGGGCCCGCCUGUAUCCCGUUCACCAACUGCAAGCACAUGCAACCAGCCAAAGCCAUAAGUGACCUUAAAGAAGGUGCAGCUAAGAUCAGGUGCUUGAGGAGCAAUCACAUUCAGCUCUGUUCUCGCAGCAUGCCCAUUGCCAAGGUGCAUGUAACCAGAGCAGCCUGAUCAGAAUACCAUGGGUAGCUAUAAAUGCCAGGGGGCAAAGAGACACGGUGUCCUCUGAGAAUCUGGGAACUUCCAGUCCUCUACACCGAGAAGCCUGGGCCUGCAGCAGGCAUCAACACGAGCCCCCACCACCUUUCAGCUCCCUUCACAUGAGCUCGAGGUUUGGGGCUCUGCAAAGGGAACAGCUUCAGUGCCAUGCUCGGGAAGAGAAAAGAAGAGCAAAGCAACAAGAAAUGAUGCGGCAGCUCUUCAGAGCGCUCCACCAUCCUUUUCCCUGACAGGUCUCUGUCCCACAGCCGAGUGGAUUAUCCUUGGGAGCCGAGCACCCGGUCAUUCAUUCCAAGCUCCAAGUUGCUGACCUUGAGCCGAUUCCAGAUUAACAGGCAAAAAAAA
Molecule: messenger RNA, 6051 nt
Organism: Alligator sinensis (Chinese alligator)
Lineage: Eukaryota; Metazoa; Chordata; Crocodylia; Alligatoridae
Gene: KIF24
Product: kinesin family member 24
Exons: 15
Coding region: 269-4567 (1432 amino acids)
Biological process (GO): microtubule-based movement
Molecular function (GO): microtubule binding; microtubule motor activity; ATP binding
Source: RefSeq, a predicted model, not a curated record